Cladophialophora immunda is the source of this 3363-nucleotide messenger RNA. RefSeq lists its product as uncharacterized. Gene Ontology annotation, cellular component: membrane. The coding region runs from base 1 to 3363 and encodes 1120 amino acids. The transcript has 9 exons. Gene Ontology annotation, biological process: DNA-templated transcription; transmembrane transport. Lineage: Eukaryota; Fungi; Ascomycota; Eurotiomycetes; Chaetothyriales; Herpotrichiellaceae. The record is from RefSeq and is a predicted model, not a curated record. Gene Ontology annotation, molecular function: DNA binding; transmembrane transporter activity; zinc ion binding.
AUGGAGAUUCAGAAAGAGCCAGAAAGCCUUCAUUGCGAGGACCACGGUCUUGGACUGGGACCUUCUGAAGGGCCCGAAGGGUCGAAGGAAAAUGGCCUCGAGAUGCACGCCGAGGUCGAGCUGUCUCCAGAAGAGAGGGAGGCUGAGCGCAGGCUAGUUUGGAAGCUGGACCUUCUCAUCCUUCCCCUGCUGUCGUUGAUGUAUUUUCUUGCUUCGAUGGAUCGCGGCGACAUUGGUAACGCCGCAGUGGCGGGAAUGGUCGAGGAGCUCAAGAUGACGUCCCAGCAAUAUAGCAACUGCGUUGCCUUUUUCUACAUUGGAUACAUCGUCUUCCAACUUCCGGCCACCGUCUUCAUACGAAAAAUACAGCCACACUUCCAGCUUGGGAUUGCGAUGAUCGGCUGGGGGUUGCUGACUACCGUGAUGUGCAAAGCCACGCACUGGGCAACGAUUGCCGGCUUGAGGGCGGGCGUUGGCGCUUUCGAGGCCUUCCUUCAAGCUGGAGCGUUUUACUUGACCUUCUGGUACAAGCUAGACGAGCUUGCAACACGAGGGUCCAUCUUCUUCGCCAUGUCUGCCGUCGCGGGAACCAUGAAUGGUCUGAUCUCCUACGGCAUCGCCAAGGACAUGCCGUUUGUGCAUGGAUGGCUGCCGUGGCGGUGGAUCUUCCUGAUUGAGGGCGUGAUCUGUGUUGGCUGCGGCUUCUUCGUCAUGGUGCUGCUCCCUCCCGUCCCAGAACGAGCGCGGUGGUUCUUCACGCCGGCCGAGCUAGAGAUCGCUAUACGUCGGUCCAAACAGGCGUACAACACCCCCCACACUGGCAUCAAGGCCCACCAACUUGUCGCGGUGUUGAAAGAUCCAAAAAUCUGGUGUUACGCCUUCUUCUACAGCAUGAUGAACAUCAGCCUGACCUCCUUCUCGUCGUUUUUCCCCGUCAUCUUGAAAGGCUUGGGGUACAGUUCUGUCCGCACUCAGCUCUUGACCAUUCCAGUGUAUGUGUGCAUUGCCGUCGUGUUGGUCAUCUUGGGUGCUAUAUCGGACAGGACAAAGCAGCGUGGCAUCUUCCUGGCCAUGGCUUUCGCGGUGGCGGCCGCGGGCUGGCUGAUCUUACUUUUGAGCACCUCCAAGCACUUGUCUUAUGCGGGCUGCUUCUUGGUCGGCAUGGGUUGCUAUCCACAGGUCACUCUGAUACAAUCUUGGAUGUCUGUGAACAUCAUCGGCUACACAAAGAGAGCUGGAUCGUUGGCUUUCAUCAUGAUCUUUGGUCAGUGCUUUACGCUCAUGGGACUGGAGAUUUUCACCGAUGCACCCAAGUAUCACCGGGGCAAAGGUCUUGGAUUCGCGUCCGCGGCGCUCUCCGCGCUUCUGGUCCCUUUCUUCAUCCUGUAUAUCCGACGCUUGAACCAGAAAAAGGAGAAGGAGAAGCACACUCCCGAGGCGGCCGAGAAGCGAAGACUGGGGAUUGAGGAAGUCCGUCUUAAUCAUCUAGAAAGAGAAAUUCAAGACAUUCGCGAGACUUUCCGCGCUCCACCCACGUCUGAGCUCAAUCCGUCGAGAACCUCUCUCGAGCAACCGGAUCCCCAGAGCAAUGGAACCUCUGCGGACAGCGCUCUAGGUGAACAGCCCAAUGCAGACCUGCCGAGCAAGGAAGAGCUGGUCCUGAUGCUUUCGACCAGGGAAUUCUUUUCCCAUGCUCCCGUCCUUGAAACAGUCACGAUCACCAUUGAUGAUGCGUGUGAUAUCUUCCUAGAAUAUUAUAAUCACUAUCAUCCACUCUUCCCCUUGCUCCAGGACAUCAGGACCAUCGUCGACGAAUCCCCGACGUGUCGAUUACUUUUCUGGGCAAUGGUUGCGAUAACUAGACGAGAACUGGCCGUCGUCUUGUCUGGCCCAAUCCGGAGCCUUGCGGGGAACGAGUUGUUUGGGAAUGUCGCCUCAUCUAUCUCACUCAUCCACGCCCUUCUGAUUCUGGCAUAUUGGCCUUUGCCGUAUGGAGCAUCAACUGAAAACCCAUCCUGGCUGUACUGUGGUGCUGCCGUCCACAAGUCUCUGGCUUUGGGAUUGCAUCGUCCGGCUUUCCUGGUGGACUUUGUCAAUUGGACCCUCCCCGAUGAAUCGGCAAUUUCCACGCGCCAGAGGACUUGGAUAGCUUGUUUCAUCGUCAAUCAAAUGGUGAGCAGCCAGUUAGGAGUGCCAUCGACCUUCAAGGUCGAUCACUCAAUCAAUCAAGCCCUCCGAGAAUGGCCAGAACGGAUGCCAAUGAUCCUGAAGCCUCUACUCCAGAUGUCGUUCAUAUCAUUCUCCUUUACCAACAUUCUGGGCCAUUUCGAGGGGGCACCGGAUGGUCUGCUUCCAGAGCCUGGCCAUAUCAUCCAAGUCUUCGAUGCAGACCUCGAUGCUCUCGAGCGCCGCGAGUGGGAUGAGUGGGACCCUAGUGUGCUCGUGUUGUGGCUCUGGACGAAAUUGCGUCUUUAUUCCUUCGCUGUCGCGUCGGAGCCGUCAGACCCAGAACACGAUGGAGCCAUACACCACGGUCGGGAGGGAUAUUAUACCUCACGGGGAUUCUCCAUCGCCACUCGAACCAUAGAGAUAGUUUGCGCUAUUUUGGAUCCUUCCAAUCCUCCCAAGCAGAAAAGCCAAACCUCGCCCGGUGUGAUGUCGGGUGGCUUGAGUCCACAGAACCGGCCUUGGACUGGCUUCGAACGAGCGGCUCUGGUGUAUGCCGUGAUGUUCCUUCUCAGAGUCACGCGCUUCUCCCAAUUUCCCGUCCAGAGAGACGUCGCUGACAACACGAUCCGAAAAGCGCUCGUAGCCCUGAAGGCUGAUCGAACAUCUCUCAAACAUGAUUCGGUUUCUCGAGCCUGCGACAUUAUCGAAUUCGUGUGUCAACUGCCAGAUCCAAGGAUACAGGAACAGCACAUGGAGGAGCCAGACUCCCGGGGUCCCGGCAGACCUCCUCGACCUGAAGGUUCGCCGGGAUCGAGACCGACAGGCCGAGUCCGUUCACGAAUGAGUCAAAAUCUGGCCUUCGACAUUGUGAGGUGUGCACUCGCGCGAUUUGCAAGCGAAGAAGGGCAAAGAAAAUAUCCAUACGCCAGCGGUGGCCGCCAGAAAGGGCAAGACAAGGGCUCGAGGGAGAAGUCGCCCGGCGCAUCAUCUCACCCUACCACCUGCGAUAAUGACUAUGUGUCCCUUGCGGCUAUGGACGAGGCCAUUGCAGCCGAUGCCAGGUUGGGACCGUUGGUGUUUCCGAGCGGCAUCGCUUCGAGCGCUUCCAAUCCCUACGCUUCCAAUCUUCAGCCAGGCGAUAUCUUCUGGACAGAUUGGGACCUGGCCUUUACCGACCUCUACUCUCCGAGUUGA